UUUUUUGGCUGUGCCGGAAUUAUAUUUACCCGAAUAUACUUUCAGAACCUUUCCACAACUACGUCAUCGUCUUCUCAUCUGUAACAGAUUUCAGUAACCACCAUAACCGAGAUCUACAGUUAACCGCUUUCAUGGCGUCUUCAUCCGUCAACACCGCCAUUGAUAACCUCUUCAAUCUUCAAAUCAACGAACUCUCCACUUCUUCAUCUCCAAACCUCCAGAAAAACCUCUCGAUUCUCUCUCCGGAUCAGGUUGAGCUUGCGAAGAUGCUGCUGGAGAUGCGACAAGCGCACUUGUUUGAGGAUUGGCCGGAUCCUGGAGUUGAGGAUGAUGAGAAAAUAGCGUUUAUCGAUCAGGUCGGUCUUCUUAAUUCAAGCUAUCCCGGUGGUUUGGCGUCAUAUAUUAAAACUGCAAGAGAACUCUUAGCAGAUUCAAAAGCAGGAAAGAAUCCAUUCGAUGGCUUCAAACCAUCUGUCCCAUCAGGUGAAGUUCUGACAUUUGGUGAUGAUAGCUUUAUAAAAUACGAGGAGACUGGCGUCAAGCAAGUGCAAAACGCUGCAUUUGUUCUUGUGGCAGGAGGGCUCGGUGAACGUCUUGGAUACAAUGGAAUAAAGGUAGCACUUCCACUGGAGACAACUACAGGAACCUGUUUCUUACAACACUACAUAGAGUCCAUCUUAUGCUUAUCUGAGGCUAGCUGUAAACAGGCUCAAGGUGAAAGCAGACGGGACGUACCUUUUGUGAUAAUGACUUCAGAUGACACUCAUGCACGCACAUUACAACUUUUAGAAUCAAAUUCUUAUUUUGGGAUGAAACCUACACAAGUAAAACUUCUUAAACAGGAAAAAGUUGCUUGUUUGGCUGAUAAUGAUGCUAGGCUUGCUGUAGAUCCGAAAAAUAAAUACAGAAUACAGACAAAACCUCAUGGUCAUGGUGAUGUUCAUUCACUUCUCUAUUCAAGUGGUCUUCUUAAAGAAUGGAAAGAUGCUGGUUUGAGAUGGGUGCUGUUUUUCCAAGAUACAAAUGGACUUCUAUUCAAGGCAAUUCCUGCAGCUUUAGGAGUUAGCGCCACUAAAGAGUAUCAUGUUAAUUCUCUUUCGGUUCCUCGCAAAGCUAAAGAAGCUAUUGGAGGCAUUACAAGACUCAGUCAUGCAGAUGGAAGGGAAAUGGUGAUUAACGUGGAGUAUAAUCAACUGGAUCCAUUGCUUAGAGCAACCGGUCAUCCUGAUGGUGACGUUAAUUGUGACACUGGCUAUUCUCCUUACCCUGGAAACAUAAACCAAUUGAUUCUUGAGCUUGGUCCUUACAUUGACGAGCUCUCAAAAACCGGUGGCGCUAUAAAGGAAUUUGUUAACCCCAAAUACAAGGAUGCAACAAAAACCGCUUUCAAGUCAUCUACUAGGUUAGAAUGUAUGAUGCAAGAUUAUCCUAAAACAUUACCUCCAUCAGCACGAGUUGGAUUUACAGUUACAGAUCCAUGGCUUGCUUAUGCACCUGUGAAGAAUAAUCCCGAAGAUGCUGCAAAGGUACCCAAGGGAAACCCGUAUCACAGUGCCACUUCUGGAGAAAUGGCAAUAUAUCGAUCUAAUAGCAUGAUUCUAAGAAAGGCGGGUGUUAAGAUAGAUGAUCCGGUUCCAGGGGUAUUCAAUGGCCAAGAAGUGGAGGUUUGGCCCCGUGUUGUGUGGAAACCAAAAUGGGCCGUAACGUUUGCUGAUGUUAAAAGCAAAGUGAGUGGAAACAACUUUGUAUCUCAAAAAUCCACAUUGGUCAUCAAGGGUAGUAAUGUAACUAUUCAAGAUCUCUCAUUGGAUGGAACCCUUGUUAUCGAUUCUGUUGAUGAUGCAGAGGUGAAAGUGGGAGGUUUAGUGCAAAAUAACGGGUGGGCAAUUGAAAGCAUUGACAAAGACAACACUGCAUUGCCUGAGGAAGUAAGAAUCAGAGGUUUCAAAAUAAACAAGAUGGAGCAGUUAGAAAAAUCCCACACUGAACCCGGUAAGCACACCUUAAACGGGUGAGAUUAAACAUUCUACCACUGUAUACAUUACCCCGAUUCUUUUUUACUCGAUAUUACAAAUUACUCUGGUCUUCUCAUUUUAAUAUUGAGAGGAGUUUCUUUGUAAGAGUGUAUUUUCCCAGCAGCCUUUCGAGGCGGUCUACCAAACGACAUUCUUUGUGAUUCUUGAGGUUUGGGUUUGGACCAUUUGUCAUGUUUUUGUUGUGUAAUCACUUGUGGAGUUUGAUCAUAAUCUUAGUUCAUCUUAA
Messenger RNA from Helianthus annuus (common sunflower), 2262 nucleotides. RefSeq names its product UDP-sugar pyrophosphorylase. NCBI's taxonomy places the organism in Eukaryota, Viridiplantae, Streptophyta, Magnoliopsida, Asterales, Asteraceae. The record is from RefSeq and is a predicted model, not a curated record. Gene Ontology annotation, molecular function: UDP-N-acetylglucosamine diphosphorylase activity. Gene Ontology annotation, biological process: UDP-N-acetylglucosamine biosynthetic process. The coding region runs from base 132 to 2015 and encodes 627 amino acids. The transcript has 17 exons.